CUCCUUAGGCCAUUUGCAUUAUCUCCGACCAUUUUCUCACUACGGUAAUCAACUGGCAAAUACUUGGACAAUGGCCUCAGAAAAUGGAGACAAACUAGAGCUUGCUUUCAGUGCUGUUCCUGAUCCCAAGCCCAAGAAGGAUUGGGUCAUUUUGUCCCUUAGGGUGGUCGCAUUUUUUGCCACAGCAUCUGCUACACUUGUUAUGGCAUUCAACAAACAAACCAAAGGCAUGGUAGUUGCUACCAUUGGCACCAACCCAGUAACAAUUACUCUUACUGCAAUGUUUCAGCACACUCCAGCUUUUAUAUUCUUCGUGAUAGUCAAUGCAAUUGCCAGUUUCUAUAACUUGCUGGUGAUAGGAGUGGAGAUAUUAGGACCCCAAUAUGAUUACAAAGGACUUCGCCUUGGACUGAUUGCAAUAUUAGACGUGAUGACGAUGGCUCUAGCAGCAACUGGAGAUGGUGCAGCAACAUUCAUGGCAGAAUUAGGAAGGAAUGGUAAUUCACAUGCAAGGUGGGAUAAGAUAUGUGACAAAUUCGAAGCAUACUGCAACAGAGGUGGUGUUGCCCUCGUUGCCUCUUUCGUUGGCCUCAUUCUCCUUCUCGUUGUUACAGUGAUGUCCAUCACCAAGCUGCUCAAGCUAAAUCGCAUUUAGCACCUUCAUGCUUACAAUUAAUGCAUGAUACAUAUUGAUAUCCUGCUUUCUAUAUUCACCUGUUUAAGUGCAAUCCAGCGUCUGAUAUAUGUGUUUUUAGUUGUGUCAGGACCACAAAUAAAUACGUAGAUUACAUGGACUUUUACAAAAAUUUCUUAGUUUUGUGUAAAAUAUGUUGGUGCCAUGAAUCUCCUCUUUGUCUUUUUUGCCAACUGUCUUGCUCCCCACUCUCGACUGCAUUGGCUGUUCUGAAAUUAAGUUAAUGUUUUUUGUUUGUCCAUUA
Glycine soja is the source of this 938-nucleotide messenger RNA. Its product is annotated as CASP-like protein 1B1. Bases 71 to 655 code for a protein of 194 amino acids. The record is from RefSeq and is a predicted model, not a curated record. The transcript is spliced from 3 exons. Lineage: Eukaryota; Viridiplantae; Streptophyta; Magnoliopsida; Fabales; Fabaceae.